AUGUUCGGUGGAGAGAAAUUUCUUUACAGGACAGGCUGUGCAAGCGUCCAUGCCUUUUUGGAACUGCAGACCAUCUGUGGAACAUCAGUUGGACAGUCUAGACAGUCCAGAAGGAGGGUAUCCAAGAUGAGAAAGUGGCUUCGUUUUGACGGGUACGGAAUAUCAACGCAGUUACAGAUGCAAUGCGGCUGUUUAGUGACAGCCAGGUUUCACUUGAUUCAUUUUUCUAGCCUUGCUAUUGUACCAAGCGGUAGGGCUAGCUUCAGUCCAGCCGACCUUGGCUAA
This is a messenger RNA of Fusarium verticillioides 7600, 285 nucleotides long. RefSeq lists its product as hypothetical. The record is from RefSeq and is a predicted model, not a curated record. The coding region runs from base 1 to 285 and encodes 94 amino acids. The transcript has a single exon. NCBI's taxonomy places the organism in Eukaryota, Fungi, Ascomycota, Sordariomycetes, Hypocreales, Nectriaceae.